AUGGCGCCUCAGAAGCCAGAAACUUUCAUGCUGAGUACUGAGGCUCAGCAAGCUCUGCCUCAUGAUGCCCAAGUUGCUCUGCAGCAAGUUGACAACUUGAAGUACUUCCUCAUCUCAGCCCCUGUCGACUGGCAGCCCGAUCAGUACAUUCGCCGAUUCUUGUUGCCAACUGGCGAAUAUGUCUCUUGCAUUCUCUGGAACAAUCUUUUUCACAUUUCUGGUACAGAUAUCGUGAGAUGCCUGUCUUUCCGAUUCCAGGCUUUUGGCCGUCCUGUCAAGAACUCCAAGAAGUUUGAGGAGGGUAUCUUCUCCGACUUGCGAAAUCUCAAGUCUGGAACCGACGCUUCUCUGGAGGAGCCAAAGAGCGCCUUCCUCGACUUUCUCUACAAGAACAACUGCAUCCGAACACAAAAGAAGCAAAAGGUCUUUUACUGGUACAGUGUCCCACACGACCGUCUGUUUCUUGACGCGCUGGAACGCGAUCUUAAGCGUGAGAAGAUGGGUCAGGAAGCCACCACCGUUGCUGUCAGCGAACCGGCUCUGUCUUUUCAAUACGACUCGUCUCAGUCGCUCUAUGAGCAACUGACUAAAGCGCAACAAGCCAACUCCUCCUCUUUCAGCGCCCAGCAGUCUGCAUUCUCUCAGAGCCAGUCCACCUCCCCAGUUAUGCGUGCGAUGGACUCGAUGCCUCCCCCGACAAUGAUGCCCCAGUCCAUGCCCCCUUUGGCGGAGGGGAUGGACGCAAUGGUACCUUACGGCACGAUGGCGGUGCCCCACCCAAUGGCCCAAGCCGUCCCUGUCAAGAGGGAACCUGAUUUCACCCGUGUUCAGUACAACCAUAAUGGUGUCCCAAUCACUCAAGGACACCAGCGCCAUGCUUCCAUGCCUGCUUAUGGUCUCGAGUAUUCGCCAGCCCCUUCAUUCGUCUCUUCUCAGUACGAGGAUUACAGCAAUCGAGGAAUUUCUUUCGAACCCAUUACCCCUCCUCAACAGGCUUUGGGUAUCUCGGCUGAGCCUGCGUAUAUCGCCAAUGAAGAGACAGGCUUGUACUCGGCCAUUCCUGACCAUAUGGCUAGCAUGAACGGCCUUAACGGCAUGGUUCAGCUACCCCCUUCCAACUUAGCGGGUCCUCAGUUCUCUCGUCCCUAUGGUACAAACAACGUCUACUCUGUGAUCGAAGGUUCACCGACAUAUAAGCAGAGAAGGCGGCGUUCAUCCAUUCCUCCAUCUAUGUCGGCAAUUUCGACCCCUGCUGCUACUGCCCAAGCAGCCUCACACACACAUUCCCACCGGCCUUCUGAGCUUCGUCGAUCAAUUUCUGCCUCAGUCGGCCCCGUAGCUGAGAGUGAUGAAUCAGCAGACAACUCGCCCCCUGGUCUCUCCUACAGCACCUCCGCAGUUUCUGUUAAUGCCCAACACCACCAGAAUAUGUCAAGGCACGGGACCCCCCUGUCGACCGUGGAAGGAAGCCCUGCUGCCCACUCAAUGGGCAUGCACCAGCAAGAGUUUCCCCAUCUUGCUAGCGAGGAAUUUUCUGGUGAUGUCAAUGAUCAGAGGCGCUCUGUUCCUGCUCCCAACGGCGCUGUCAGACGCGCUCGCUCCGCCACCGUCAUGGAAGUCGGUCCGUAUCCUCAGAAGUCACACUCUUGCCCCAUCCCCACCUGUGGCCGUCUUUUCAAGCGUUUGGAACAUCUCAAGCGACACGUGCGAACACAUACACAAGAAAGACCUUACAUCUGUCCCCACUGCAGUAAAGCAUUCUCAAGAUCUGAUAAUCUGGCGCAACACAAGCGUACUCAUGGCCGUGAAGAUGGCGGAGAUGGUUCCUUGAACCUGUCAGGCGAGGAAGAUGAGGAUUUCUCUGGUGAUGACCACCUUGGCUCACUCGAAGAAGCCUCCCCACACUCUGAUAGCGCCUAUGUGACCGGCUCGCUGAACGCUGCUGCGCAUGGCUCAACCCCACCUUCAAGUAUGGCACCCACGCAAUCAUAUAAUAGUCUCGAGACACUCAGCAUGCCCAUGACAAUGAGCCAACCGGCUGCUAUCAACGCCAGCGGUAUGAUGUAA
Molecule: messenger RNA, 2067 nt
Organism: Fusarium proliferatum ET1
Lineage: Eukaryota; Fungi; Ascomycota; Sordariomycetes; Hypocreales; Nectriaceae
Product: transcription factor
Exons: 5
Coding region: 1-2067 (688 amino acids)
Biological process (GO): regulation of DNA-templated transcription; sexual reproduction
Cellular component (GO): nucleus; Ste12p-Dig1p-Dig2p complex; Tec1p-Ste12p-Dig1p complex
Molecular function (GO): DNA-binding transcription factor activity
Source: RefSeq, a predicted model, not a curated record